AUGGGGUUCUUUGAGAAUGCGGUUGGUGGUCGGACCUGUGGCGGACCGCCUUCCACGCGGCGCGCACAGCUCGCGUGCAGGUGCGCGAGCAGUGGGAGCCCCGAGCUGGGUCAGGCGACGAAGCUGGAGACGGUGGCGGGGCCGCUCGCUGCGCACGGCGCCCCGGCCGAGCUGGUCCUCCGCAAGGACAGCAUCCUCAGGAAAGGCGGCAGUCCUGUGCGUGGCGUGAUGCGGCCGCCGCCCACGGUGGACAUGUGCCCCGACCUGGACACGCUGGCCGAGCUCGGCGCCGCCGACGAGACGGUGCGCAUAGCCGUGCUCGGCAUGCAGGGCGUCGGCAAGUCAGCCAUCACGGUUCGUUAUCUGACGCAUCGGUUUAUCGGCGAGUACAAGUCAAACACAGAUAUGAUGUACCAUCAGGUGAUCAAGCUGGAUGGAUCAACGAUAAAAGUGGACAUCAUCGAUGUCUCAACUUCAGUCCAGAGCGGCGCACUGGUGCACAACAACAUCCGCAGCUGGGCCGAGGGCUUCCUGCUCGUGUACGCGGUGACCGAGCCCGACUCGUUCGAGCACGCGCGCCACCUGCUGGAGGAGCUUCGCCGGACGGGCGCCGGCCUACGCACGGCCCCGGUCCGCGACGGCUCCAAGAGCCCGGCCGGCCGCCGCAAGAGGGCGGCCACGCCGCAGCGGCCUGCCAGCGGGGACACCGGCGAGCCGACCGCGCCCACCAUCCUAGUCGGCAACAAAACCGACCUCAUCCACCUGACCAAGGUGGACUCGACGCUAGCCCUGGAGACGGCGCUCCGGCUGGGCUGCCAGCGCGAGGAGGUGAGCGCCUCUGACUCGUCCGAGGAGAUCAGCGCGCUCUUCCACACCGUGAUCCGGCAGUGUCUGGCGCUGAAGCGGCGCCGCUCGGGCAUGGAUGCGCUGCGAAGCGCCUUCUCCAGCCUGCCACGCGCCGGCCGCGGCCAGCUGCCCACCCAUGGCGAGACCCAGCUGGUGGACAUCGUGUCGCCGGUGGAGCUGCGCCCGGCGACGGCGGCGACGGCUGCGGCGGCGCGGGACAGCGAGGGCUCGCACCAGCGACGGCGAGAGCGUCUGCUCCGGCGCCACCUCUUCACCACCUCCCCGCUGAAGACGUCCGUGCCCGACCUCAGCAAGGCCUCGCUCUCCGAGAAGCUGGACACGCUGAAGAAAACGGUGAAGAAGGUGUCCGUGUGA
This is a messenger RNA of Pollicipes pollicipes, 1221 nucleotides long. RefSeq lists its product as uncharacterized. NCBI's taxonomy places the organism in Eukaryota, Metazoa, Arthropoda, Thecostraca, Pollicipedomorpha, Pollicipedidae. The transcript is spliced from 9 exons. The record is from RefSeq and is a predicted model, not a curated record. Gene Ontology annotation, molecular function: GTP binding; GTPase activity. Bases 1 to 1221 code for a protein of 406 amino acids.